AUGUCAGCUGAUGAAGAAUUUCCAAAAUUUCCCAAGGAUUUUGAUGAUGUUGUAGUCGAACCAUCACCCUUUGAUGUAAAUAAGUUCAUCCAAAAAUAAAAAAAAUAAAAAAUAUUUUUCAGAUUUCAAGCGUCAAGGAGUUGACAAUUCUGAAUCACUCGAAAAAAUAUGGUGUGCUUUUCAAGGUUAAAACCAGCAGCAAUUCUCGCAUCAAAAUUGAAGAAUGUGCAGAUAUUUUGAAACCAGGAAAUCAGACUACGGUAUUUUUGAUGUUUAUUUGGUAAUCUACAGUAUCAUACAUUUUUUAUGCAGGUUCCAAUAACAAAAUUGGUCGAUGAUGUUUCACGGGAUAAUCUAUUUUUGAUAUUUGCUCUUGUUGGACAACAAUGGUUGGAUGAUAAAAUGUCGGCUUUUCGAUGUUGGGAAAGAGUUAGAAAACAGGCGAUUCCCACAAAAUGUAUUACGGUGAAAAUAAAGAAAUGA
This is a messenger RNA of Caenorhabditis angaria, 483 nucleotides long. The record is from the annotation of a GenBank genome assembly. Lineage: Eukaryota; Metazoa; Nematoda; Chromadorea; Rhabditida; Rhabditidae.